Molecule: messenger RNA, 111 nt
Organism: Parastagonospora nodorum SN15
Lineage: Eukaryota; Fungi; Ascomycota; Dothideomycetes; Pleosporales; Phaeosphaeriaceae
Exons: 2
Coding region: 1-111 (36 amino acids)
Source: RefSeq, a predicted model, not a curated record
AUGACGACGCACGGACGAUUGGACCACAAUUCGGUCAUCCCCGAGCGGCCCGUGGCACGGGAUGGCAAUCGGUACUCUAGGUCAUUUGUGGCGCUCAAGGCGAUUCGGUGA